AUGGGAUUCAUGUUAAACAUCCUGUACAAUGCCAGAUGUGAAAGGACGCGCAGUUCUGACAACAGGGCGCGGGCACCUACCCCCCAGCCAACCCAGUCUUGUGCACCCCCUCCUGCCACCCCUUUGAAGUCAUUCCAUUGUGAUGCCACCCCGGUGGCAUCACAAUGGAAUGACUUCAAGGAUUCAGACCCAGCUGCAGAUGACCUCGAAGACUUGUCCUUUAUUCUUCAAGAGGACUCCACCCCUCAACAGGAACAGGGGGCCGCAGGUCCUGUCAGUGCUGCACAAGAGGACUCAGCCCCCCAACAGGAACAGGGGGCCGCAGGUCCUGUCAGUGCUGCACAAGAGACUGAUGCUCCUCGUGAAGAGAAUGAAGGCAGCACAUCUGCUUUAUGCUCUUACACUAAAGAUGGCAAGAUGCACCUUGCCAAUGCGGUGACUAUCCCCAAAGCAACAUACGACACACUUAUGGCUGUCGCGAAAGACUCCCACUUCGUCAAGAGGGCAGCAUCUGCCAUAUGGUCAACGGAUGUCUUGGCCCAGCGAAGCUUCACUGGGACGCUCUCUAACAGAUGCCUAUCAGAAGCAGGAGACAAGGAGCCUCAACAGCCACUCACUCCCCACAAAGUAGAGGCUGUCAGAGUAUUCUUCAACCACUAUGCCUCAGCAAAAGGGUACUCCGAUGAAGAGAGAGCAAGAGCUUCAAAAAAUAUAAGGCUCUGGCUGUCACAGAAGACAUCUGAACUAAGACGAAAGAGACAAAAGUGA
Ornithodoros turicata is the source of this 768-nucleotide messenger RNA. RefSeq lists its product as uncharacterized. The record is from RefSeq and is a predicted model, not a curated record. Gene Ontology annotation, molecular function: DNA binding. The coding region runs from base 1 to 768 and encodes 255 amino acids. The transcript has 5 exons. Gene Ontology annotation, biological process: negative regulation of DNA-templated transcription. NCBI's taxonomy places the organism in Eukaryota, Metazoa, Arthropoda, Arachnida, Ixodida, Argasidae.